AUGAGGGAACAACAGCUGCUCUGGUGGAAGCUGGGCGGCUCCUCACCCAUUGUCCUCUGGCCCCAGGUGCUGAGGAGCAGCCCCACCCUGCAGCUUCUUCAGGGCCCUAUGGCUCUCAGUGACGGAUUCUGUCAGUGCUCUGAGCUCACAGAGAUGCAUGUGGGAGACAGAUUUUGCGCAGUGCCAUGGAAGUCAGAAGACACUGAAUCCCCAGAAGAUGACACUGGAUCCCCAGCAAAUGACAGUGAAUCCCCAGAAGAUGACACUGGAUCCCCAGCAGAUGACACUGGAUCCCCAGAAGAUGACACUGGAUCCCCAGCAGAUGACAGUGAAUCCCCAGAAGAUGACACUGGAUCCCCAGAAGAUGACCCUGAGUCCCCAGAAGAUGACACUGGGUCCCCAGAAGAUGACACUGGGUCCCCAGAAGAUGACACUGGAUCCCCAGAAGAUGACACUGGAUCCCCAGAAGAUGGCACUGGAUCCCCAGAAGAUGACACUGGAUCCCCAGAAGAUGGCACUGGGUCCCCAGAAGAUGACACUGGGUCCCCAGAAGAUGGCACUGGAUCCCCGGAAGAUGGCACUGGAUCCCCAGAAGAUGAUACUGGAUCCCCAGAAGAUGGCCCUGGAUCCCCAGAAGAUGACACUGGACCCCCAGAAGAUGACCCUGGGUCCCCAGAAGAUGACACUGGAUCCCCAGAAGAUGGCACUGGAUCCCCAGAAGAUGACACUGGAUCCCCAGAAGAUGACCCUGGGUCCCCAGAAGAUGACACUGGAUCCCCAGAAGAUGGCACUGGAUCCCCAGAAGAUGACACUGGAUCCCCAGAAGAUGACCCUGGGUCCCCAGAAGAUGACAUUGGGUCCCCGGAAGAUGACCCUGGAUCCCCAGAAGAUGACACUGGAUCCCCAGAAGAUGGCACUGGAUCCCCAGAAGAUGACACUGGAUCCCCAGAAGAUGACACUGGGUCCCCAGAAGAUGACACUGGAUCCCCAGAAGAUGACACUGGAUCCCCAGAAGAUGACACUGGAUCCCCAGAAGAUGGCACUGGAUCCCCACAAGAUGACACUGGAUCCCCGGAAGAUGACACUGGGUCCCCGGAAGAUGGCACUGGGUCCCCAGAAGAUGACACUGGGUCCCUGGAAGAUGACACUGGAUCCCCGGAAGAUGACACUGGGUCCCCGGAAGAUGACACUGGAUCCCCGGAAGAUGACACUGGAUCCCCGGAAGAUGACACUGGGUCCCCAGAAGAUGACACUGGGUCCCCAGAAUAUGCAUUGGAUCCCCUGGAGCUGGAAUCCUCUGCGAGCCCUGGGCUGUGGAGAGCAGGUGUCCAGGCCGUGACUCAGGCUGUGGCUGAGCUGCUGUCUCCUCUUGGAACAGCUCCUCCUGUGCCGGUUUUAAGCAUGAGGCAGUCCUGA
Apodemus sylvaticus (European woodmouse) is the source of this 1416-nucleotide messenger RNA. RefSeq names its product mesocentin-like. The transcript has 3 exons. Lineage: Eukaryota; Metazoa; Chordata; Mammalia; Rodentia; Muridae. Bases 1 to 1416 code for a protein of 471 amino acids. The record is from RefSeq and is a predicted model, not a curated record.